This is a messenger RNA of Dendronephthya gigantea, 3203 nucleotides long. RefSeq lists its product as uncharacterized. The record is from RefSeq and is a predicted model, not a curated record. The coding region runs from base 1903 to 2769 and encodes 288 amino acids. NCBI's taxonomy places the organism in Eukaryota, Metazoa, Cnidaria, Anthozoa, Malacalcyonacea, Nephtheidae. The transcript has 10 exons.
UCCACCAUGAGACCAGAAACCUUGUUCAAAGACAAGAAUGUCGAGUUUCGCUUGGUUGUGAUUGGGUCUCCUGAGGAGGUCAACCAAGUUUUUGUGGCAGGUGAAGACCAGUCAUUUAUUGAGAGUGAAGGUAUACUCCAAGGUUUGAUCGACCUGCUUUGUUGUUACUAUGCAUAUCACGUCUCCUACCCUGAAAGUAUGGAAGGAUGCUUGCUUUUCCUACAAGACAUUCUUUUGCCAACAAAUGAUGGCAACUACAGAGGAACAAAAUUUUCCUCAUUUAUGGCAAAGGUGCACCAAGGAAUUAAGGACAAUUCUGAUUAGAACAAUUUAUACAUGCCUGGACAUUCAUGCUUAUAUUAUAUGCAUGCCAUAUAUUUAAGGCAAAUUAUUAUUAAGGCAAAUUUUCCAUAUGACUUUUAAAUAUUUGUUGUGAAUAUAUGUAAGUGUUUUCUUGUAUGAUAAUGUUUUCUAUUUUUAAUACAUAUUUCACUGUUUAUGGACAAACUGUUCUGACUAUUCAUUCUAUUUAGAUAAUUGCCCUAGGCAAUUUGAUCUUGUGUGUUGGGUAGCACACCUUAGUGUGUUCCAAAACACACCUUGCACCACCUAGCAGUAUGUGUCUUGGAACACACCAAAGUUGUGUAGGAAAACACACCAAAGUUGUGUAGGAAAACACACAACAGUGUGUUUCAAAACACACCUUAGUGUGUACUAAAGCACACCUUUUGCAAAACACACCUUAUAGUGUGUCAAAUUCUGGACAAGCAAGAAACACACCUUAAGGUGUGUUUUGGGACACACCUGCGUGUGUAAGAAAACACACCUUAACCUGUGUUAUAUUCUGGACAAAAAAGGUGUGUUAUUUGAACACACCUUUUUUUAGAGUGUGAAUACGUACAAUCCAGAAAGUCAGUUUAUACAAGACCUUCGAGAGAAAGAAGUCCCUGGUAUGAAGGGAGUAGUAUCGUCAUCUAAAGGAUUACACACCAAACUACGUCAAGCUGCUCAACGGAAAAAUGGAGUAACAAAAGAACGCAAACAGUUGAUUAAAAUGGGAAAUAAGCUGAGAGCUGAAUUGUUGAAAUAUAAAGGAGGGAAAAAAUCGCCUUCAAUUGAGGCACGUCAAUCGUCCAAAGAUCCGCAGAAUGUGGCGCAAACAUCCCGAUCCCAACUACGGGGUUUGGAACAGUUGCAAUAUGAACUAACAAGCAAAGAACUGCAUGCAGUAUGCACAGAGAACACUAGCGAGGAAUAAUGAUCAGCAUUCGCUAUCUCCUCGCAAAAAAAAUUCCGCGUCGGCCCAAAACUUCAAAAACACUCUUCAAACACGGAACUCGCAGAAAAAGCAGGCCUACCGGAAUCGUCUACUGUUCGUGACGAAAUCGUCUCGCGAUGGCAACCUUCGUUCUCAUCAGACGACCGCGCGUCGUUACAAGAUGUCUGGAAACUACUAGACGAGGACAGUUCUGGAUUAACCCAUCGCGGGGACGAAGUCAGCAAGUCUCAGCUUCGGGAAAGUUUCUCAACUACGGACAGUUUCACGGUCAAAGGUCAGCCUAGUCACGUGCAUCUCAAGCCAGAGUGUUCCAAGGCUGCGCUGUCUGUCAAGGCAGCUGGGAAAUGGACACUCUCCCAGUUUCAGUAAUUAGUUCAAGGAAAACGGCAGAUCGGAGGAAAAUCACAAAAGAAAUAUGUUGGGAUUAGUUGGGAUAUUUUGGGAUAUUUUGGGAAACUAUUGCGUCGAGACGAGACGUGAAUAUCCGAUUAUUCCCUAAUAUGGGCAUGCUCGCAUUUUAAUUUGCCCACAUGUGACCUGAGUAUGACAUGCCAACUCUCUUGGCGGCCAUUUCGAAUUUACCGACAACAGUGUUUUAAAGACCUCGGCAAUUAAACGACUUAAUGGCUUACGCUUUGGUUAAUUUCUUCGAAGAGAAUGCUUGGGAUGUCAUUCCAUAUUCCGAUAUUGUUUUUACUCAGGAACAUAAACAAAAUGAAAUCGAGAACGGGACAAAAAUGUUGGUUCUUUGGAAAGAUACAAAAUCCAAGAAAGCAACCAAAAGAAAAUUCCCUGCCGAGAUUGUAAAGAUAUCAGAUGACAAAGACUGGUUACUCAAAUACAUGAGAGAAGAUGAUUCUCCGGUUAAAACAGGCAAAGGUUUCCGUGUUAUAAAUGAUAGCGACAGUGACACAGAAAGACAGCAAGAACCAGCUGCAACGAAGAGGCAGAAAGCAGCAUCUAAAAAUGCUGAGCAAUCAAAGCGAUCAACCAAUCUGGCUAACAUGAUAAAGGAAAGAUACAGGAAGGAAAGUCUUAAAUUAUUUGAUGACAACAGUGUAUGUGAUGAAGAUUGCAAACAUUUAAGAGAAAAUAGAACGCUUCUGGCAACAAUCAAACACCUAAAAAGUGAAAAUGAAAGACUUCGGGAACAAAUCGAAAGUAGUGAUGAUUUAAAAGUUUCUUUGAGAAAACUGAAGAAGUAUGUUGCAUCCUUGGAAGGCUUUUCAAACCAAGCACCAAAAUUUGGUUCACAACAGAGCGUACGAGCAUACGAGCCUUCCGCAAGAUUGUCUCCUUUGACAACCAUGGAUCAUGGAAGAUCGUCUCCUAUCUCAUGUGUGUCAAGCUCAUCAACCAGAUCUUCUCCCACAUCGAUGAGUGGUUUUUCAGAAUUUGCUACAGAGGAACCAACCGUAAUUGCAAUUAGCGAAGACAACUUGUUGAAAGACAAAAGUAAGGAAAUACAAGGCUGUGAUGAUGACAACUAGGUCCAGGAGUUAGAGAAGGACACAUAUGCUUCCUCAAAAAUUUGUGGAAGUGACGAACAGUCUGGAUUGGCUGAUGUUAUGGCAGAUAAGGUUGUUCUGGGACCAGGCUUGUCGAUUUCAAAGAAUGUGCUUCAACGAAUAAAGACGAAGAAAGUAGGAUCAUUUGUGGCAAACCUGAUGGGAGCAACACUCACAAGAGAGUACAUGGCGACACACAGUUACAAAGGGCAGAAAGGGAAGAAUGGGCAAACAAAGCCAAAGCUUGAUACAAACUACACAGCUUCCCUAAUAAAAUACGCCAAGAGUGUAAGAUACACCGAACUUCAGCGGCCUGUUAUUGACGAGGACAUUGUCAAAGCUAUCAAGUUUAAACUGAACAAUGAGGAACAGGCGUUCAAAAAGCAACAAGAAUAACAGUAUUAUGGCACAGGAAU